AUGGCGCCAAAAAACUUGCUGGAACUGUUGCGGUCGAGGACGGUGGUCGAUUGCGAUACCAUGGAAUUUGAGGUUGCAAAAUCUCUUGGUCCUUUCACAGAUUGUACUUCCAACCAAGCAAUUGCAUUUUUCGAGCUUCAGAAACCGGAAAACAAAAAACUUCUCCAAGAGACAGCGGAAACUACGGACGAACUACUGAAAACGCAAGAGUACCAAGAUGUGAAGUUCUCAGAGCUAGCAGUCGAAGUUGCGAUGGUCAAAUUACAACUUGCAAUUGCGAGCGUAGUCACGGGGUUUGUUCACGUUCAGACGAAUCCUUAUCAUUCGUAUGGCACCGAAGAAAUGAUUCAAGAUUCACGAAGGAUAAUUUCCAUUUUUAGACAUCUCGAUCCAAACUUUGACACUAAUCGAAUUUGCCUGAAGAUACCAAGCACAUGGGAAGGACUCCAAGCAUGCAAACGUUUAGAAAGAGAAGGAAUAAGAACAUUAGCCACUACCCUUUUUAGUAUCGAGCAGGCAGCUUUGGCUGGAGAGGUCCAGUGCACUUAUGUUGCACCUUAUGUUAAUGAAUUGAAAGUUCAUUUCGAUGCGGGAUUCACGGAUACCAAUAAAGCGCAUCAGCUCUGCUUCGAAAUUCAACAAUACUACAGCAAGAAUAAUCUCCGGACAAAAGUACUACCAGCUAGUCUAACGAAUAUCGAUGAGAUUAUGACGCUAGCGGGUGUAGAUCAUAUCACGAUUGCGCCAGCGCUGUUGAGAGAUUUAGCAGCUACAGCUGUGGAGGGCUAUGCGGUGAAAUCUCUGUUUGAUGGAAAUGAGCGGGAGGAAUCUCAACCUACUGCGUUGGAGUUUGAUAAUGAUGAGAGCUUGUGGAGGAUAAGUUUUACGAGGAGCGGGAAGGGAGAGGCGGAAAGAAAAUUGAGUCAGGCCAUAAAUAUCUUUUGUGAUAUGCAGACACAGUUGGAAGCGAUGUUCAAGGACUAG
Botrytis deweyae is the source of this 984-nucleotide messenger RNA. RefSeq lists its product as uncharacterized. Gene Ontology annotation, molecular function: transaldolase activity. The coding region runs from base 1 to 984 and encodes 327 amino acids. Gene Ontology annotation, biological process: carbohydrate metabolic process; pentose-phosphate shunt, non-oxidative branch. Lineage: Eukaryota; Fungi; Ascomycota; Leotiomycetes; Helotiales; Sclerotiniaceae. The record is from RefSeq and is a predicted model, not a curated record. The transcript is spliced from 6 exons. Gene Ontology annotation, cellular component: intracellular anatomical structure.